GUAGUGCACUAUGUAUAGAAUAGGUCCCUUUUGGGACAGACCCACAAAUAUAUGACUACAGGAAGUCUCUAAUGGAGAGAUAUUAGUAUAUAAUAGGGUGCAAUUCAGGAAGUGGCCAAUAUGACUGAUAAUGAUGGAGAGACAGAACAGAAUAGGGGGAGGAGGGUUAGGGGGAGGAGAAGAGGAAACCCCUGCAAUGUGUAAGAAUAUAAAUGCUGGGGCAUGCAGCAUCAGUCAGACAAAACAAGUAGCCUACCAACUUCACCAUCAGUCAGGAGCAUCCCUGGACACGGAGCCUACAAACAAUUAACUGGAACAUGACUUCUUCUACACACUGUACGUCUGACGUCACACUAAUCCGCCGUUCUCCUUGGUCACAGAAGCUGGGUUGGAUUUUUUGUAUUCUGUCACUCACUCUCUUGCUCUGCUCUCCUUUCAGAUCUCUCACUCCUCUCGGUGCUCGUUGUGUUAGUUAAGACGAGUCCCGUGCCCAGCGCGCUCUCUGAUCUCAAGACCUCGGGAUGGACCUCAGGAGAGGAGCUCGCGACAGACUCGUUCUCAGGUGAAACGGGCGCGCCCCCGAAGUGGGAGCAAAUUGUCAAGAUGCUUGUUCACGAGGUAACCACCUUCAGAGACCAACAGGUGAGUUGUUUUAUAUGUGUUUUACAUUUUGAACGUUAUAGUUGAAAACGACAAUAAACAUUGAAAAUAAUAAAUUAAACCAAUCUGAAAAAUAUAACUUUUAUUCCUCCUUGUGUUGUAGUUUGUGGAGGAGUUUCAGAAGCCUGUGGAAGAGAUGUCAUCGUUCACACAGCACCAGGUCCCCUCCACCCCCCCACACCUCUCCAAGACACUUUGCUUCACCUCCAAAAAGGUAAAGAUGGAGAUCAAUUAAUGUCUCUGACCUGUGUCUGGAAUUCUUUCCAAAUAACGAAGCUACGGCAUUCCUUUUGUGAUCGAAAUGAAAAAUCCCCUAACUGAAAAAUACGCAUUUAAAUGGUAGAAGCAGAUGGACUGUAAGGUAGCAACAUGCAACGAUCUUUAUUGUCUGACAGUCUGAGCCUAGUUCCUCUGUUUCUUCCUUCUAGAAUCUAGGCCCUAGGGAGUUUAAAUAAAAUGUGACUAAUUGAUGAAUUGAUUGAGGGUGUUUGUUGUCCCCUCUCCUAAAGGAGGCAUGUCUGCAGGAGAUCAGUCGUGGUCUGCAGGUGUACCAGGUUCUUCUCCAGCACGUUAAGGCUGAAUACCCACAAUCCACCCUGCUCCCCUCUGUCACACACCAGACCACAGUCCUGAUAGGGCUGGUCAAAGACCAGGUAUGUAAUAUAAAAGUUAUAGUAUUAUAUUGGAAUACUACUUAAAUAUCCUUUAAAAAAUAAAAAAGUUGACUUUCAUUGUAGUCCAUGGGCUGAUUUCCCAGACUUGCAUUAAUUCAGAUGCCUACAUUUUAGCACAGUCUUGUGGCACACAGAUGCCCUAACGUAGUGUCUCUCUCUCUCUCUCUCUCCAGAUGAAGGCUGCUGAGGUAGUAGAGGACCUGUCUGCCAGUGAGAGGGAGCGUGUGCUGGGUGAGGUGACUACAGGGACAGAGUGGGAGAGGAAGACCAGCGUUCACACCAUCCUUAGGGAGCUACGUAACUUCCUGGUUGACACCAAGAGAGCCCUCUGCGGCAUGGGAAAGAGGGGAAAAGGCUUCCAGUAACCAUGACAACACCGCUGUGGGCAGAGGGUGUGUUAUAGCAGGCCUGGAGCAGAAACCUGCAGUGUCUUAUUCUCUAAUGCAGUGGUUUCUUUUUAUUUAUUUAUUGAAUGUAGUACUUGACUGAACUUGAACUUGAAAACGAUCAAAAUAUUUAU
Messenger RNA from Coregonus sp. 'balchen', 1854 nucleotides. The record is from the annotation of a GenBank genome assembly. Lineage: Eukaryota; Metazoa; Chordata; Actinopteri; Salmoniformes; Salmonidae.